Sphenostylis stenocarpa is the source of this 822-nucleotide messenger RNA. Lineage: Eukaryota; Viridiplantae; Streptophyta; Magnoliopsida; Fabales; Fabaceae. The record is from the annotation of a GenBank genome assembly.
AUGGCGAAGAAUGGGGAAAGAAGCCGCACAAGUGAAGUGGAGGGUAGGAGUGAGACACAGGGUUUAGGUAUUCCUCUGCCUCCAUUCUUUCUCAAUCACUCUCCCAGACCACCCGAGCUGCUCCCUCACACCUGCCUCACCUCACUUCCCAGCCCACCCGCACUCCACACAACUACCAACUCACCCAGCUCCUCCCUCACUCACCCUCGCCCAACACCCUCACUCACCCUCGCCCAACUCACGCAGCCCAUCGCCUGCCAUCUGGGGCCGCAAGCCACCCUCCAGCUCAAGCUGCCGCGUACCAUCGAAACCCCUGCGCCGCGCCGCGCCAACCACCAAGCCCCAGCCCUAAUCUUCGCGCCUUCAACCCCAAAACCUACCGCGAGCCACCCACAAGCCCGGUUCGCUUCAUCUUCUGCACUACACAUCAAACGGUGCGUUUCACCCACAAAAUCGACAGCGUUUUGCGACGCGAUGGCUUCUUCUCGACUCGAUUUCUUGUUCUGCCAUUUGUGUGGGACAAUGCUCACUGUCCCUUCCACUCAGUACGCCCAAUGCCCUUUGUGCAAAACUCGCCGAGCCAUACAAGAUAUUCGUGAUAAGGAAAUAAGUUACACAAUUUAUGCUGAGGAUAUCAGAAGAGAGCUUGGAAUGGAAAUAAUUGAGGAACAGAAGGUGCAAUUGUCUAAGGUCAACAAGAAAUGUGAAAAAUGUGGUCAUGAUGAAGCUAACUUUUACACCAGACAGAUGAGAUCAGCAGAUGAAGGGCAAACUACUUUCUACACAUGUACCCGCUGUGGUCAUCAAUCUCAGGAGAAUUAG